AUGAGUGUUGUUUCUCCGACAAUUAAAACCACCGCUACGUCACGUUUCGUCACCGUCGGCGCCGGCUGUUUCUGGGGUGUUGAGCGUGUGUUCAAUAAAUAUUUCAAAGAUAAGGGGCUUGUUGACUCCAAGGUCGGCUACGCAAACGGCCUCAAAUCGGUUUCGCCACCCGUGAGCUACGAGAAGGUCUGUUCCGGAGCCACGAACUUCGUCGAGGCUUUGCAAAUCUCCUACGAGCCAUCCCAAGUGUCUCUACGCGAGCUCUUGGACAUUUUCUUCAGAAUUCAUGACCCAACCACUUUCAACGCACAGGGACCUGACAUUGGCACCCAAUAUAGAAGUGCCAUCAUGACUCACAGCAACGAAGACUACGAAGUGGCCAAGGAGGUCAAGGAAUUUUUUCAAAAGGAAUGGUACCCAAACCACAAGAUCGCUACAACCAUUGAGAACAUUGAAACUUGGUACGACGCCGAGGCAUACCACCAGAAGUACUUGGACAACAAUCCCGGAGGCUACGAGUGCCCUACACAUUUCUUGCGGACCAAGCCCAAGGCCUAG
Candidozyma duobushaemuli is the source of this 558-nucleotide messenger RNA. RefSeq names its product peptide-methionine-S-sulfoxide reductase (gene MXR1). The transcript has a single exon. The record is from RefSeq and is a predicted model, not a curated record. NCBI's taxonomy places the organism in Eukaryota, Fungi, Ascomycota, Pichiomycetes, Serinales, Metschnikowiaceae. The coding region runs from base 1 to 558 and encodes 185 amino acids. Gene Ontology annotation, molecular function: peptide-methionine (S)-S-oxide reductase activity.